AUGUCAAAGUCUACAAAGUCUACGGAUGUCAAUCCGUCUGGAUUCCCAAGGCCUAUCGCAGAGACAUCAUGCCCAGGAUCUUGGCCCGCCAUGACAAAAUCUCCAGGAUCUGUCGAAAAGACAUGUCACCCACUACUUGGGACCAACAUGCAGAGGGCCCUCGAUGCCUUAAAAGAUGAAGCGAAGCUUACAAACCCUUCGCCAAGCAACUCAAAAACUGGCUGCCAAGUGUAUUUCAAGAAAGGUGAGGCAUACAUCACACCGGCCCCUGACCUGUGGCUCCCAAGUAGAGGAGGCAUGCAUAUCAAUCAAGAUACCGUUUUAAUCCGCCCGAAUGUUCCUCCAAGCUCCCAGAUGGAUCCCUGGGUUCACAAGUCUGAAAAGUUGACCGAUUUGCGAGAACGACUCAAUGCUCAAGCCAAACGUUUGGUCAAAGCCGAUACCGAGAUCGGACGUCAAUUAUCAGAGCUAAUCAAGGCUCGUGACGAAGUCUCCGCCAGAGAUAAGACGAUCAACGUCCUCGAAAAAGCGGCCAAGGUUCUCAGCGCUGAGCUCAAGGAAGCCAAGGAUGACGCAAAAGCCAAAAAGGCGUCAGUCAUGACAGCCAAGGCCGAGGCUCGAAAGUACCAAAGCAAGACGGUGGAUUUGCAGAGCAAGCUUGCCAUUGCGGAAAAGAAUGAGGAAUUCCUCAAAGGAAGACUAAUGCAAUCCGAGAAGGACGGAAAGACCAGAGAAGCCAGAAUGGAGGAGCUAAUUCUUGAAAAUCAAGACAUGGCCCUUGAAUUGGACAUACAAAAGGAGGAUCACCAGGAGGCCUGUGAGAAUGCUAAGCUGGCCUUUGAAGACGAGCUCCUCACGUACGGAGAAGUGAUCCAGGAUGUCAUAAUUGAGAGGGAAGAAUUCCAACGCAAGCUCAAAGUAGCAGAGGAUGCAAUCGAGCCACUCAAGUGUGAUUUGGCGACAUGCCGGGUUGAUCUCAAUCAAGCCCAAUGGGCGUUGGAGUCCCUCAAGUAUGGCCCAACAGGAGAGCAAGCAGAGGUUCAGUGCAUCACAGGCCAAACUGACCUAACGGAAGAGGGAGAACCUCAAACCGACGAUGAGGAGGAUCACGACGAGGGACUUGCCGAAACGGAAGAGGGAGAGGACAGUGAAUGGGUUAUGCCUUAA
Fusarium venenatum is the source of this 1167-nucleotide messenger RNA. RefSeq lists its product as uncharacterized. The record is from RefSeq and is a predicted model, not a curated record. Lineage: Eukaryota; Fungi; Ascomycota; Sordariomycetes; Hypocreales; Nectriaceae.